Psammomys obesus (fat sand rat) is the source of this 2224-nucleotide messenger RNA. RefSeq names its product alpha-actinin-1. Gene Ontology annotation, molecular function: actin filament binding; calcium ion binding. NCBI's taxonomy places the organism in Eukaryota, Metazoa, Chordata, Mammalia, Rodentia, Muridae. The record is from RefSeq and is a predicted model, not a curated record. The transcript is spliced from 12 exons. Gene Ontology annotation, cellular component: stress fiber; Z disc; cortical actin cytoskeleton. The annotation marks the transcript as partial. Gene Ontology annotation, biological process: muscle cell development; actin cytoskeleton organization.
GAUAUCAACAAUGCCUGGGGUUGCCUGGAACAGGCAGAGAAGGGCUACGAGGAGUGGCUGCUGAAUGAAAUCCGGAGGCUCGAGAGGUUGGACCACCUGGCAGAGAAGUUCCGGCAGAAAGCCUCCAUCCACGAAGCCUGGACAGAUGGCAAAGAAGCCAUGCUGCGGCAGAAGGAUUACGAGACAGCCACUUUGUCCGAGAUCAAGGCCCUCCUCAAGAAGCACGAAGCCUUCGAGAGUGACCUGGCUGCCCACCAGGACCGAGUGGAGCAGAUCGCUGCCAUCGCCCAGGAGCUCAACGAGCUGGACUAUUACGACUCACCAAGCGUCAAUGCUCGUUGCCAAAAGAUCUGUGACCAGUGGGACAAUCUAGGGGCCCUCACUCAGAAGCGGAGGGAAGCUUUAGAGCGAACAGAGAAACUGCUGGAGACCAUCGAUCAGCUGUACCUGGAGUAUGCCAAGAGGGCUGCGCCCUUCAACAACUGGAUGGAGGGAGCCAUGGAGGACCUGCAGGACACCUUCAUCGUGCAUACCAUCGAGGAGAUCCAGGGACUGACCACAGCCCAUGAGCAGUUCAAGGCCACCCUCCCGGAUGCAGACAAGGAGCGCCUGGCUAUCCUGGGCAUCCACAAUGAAGUGUCCAAGAUUGUUCAGACCUACCAUGUCAACAUGGCGGGCACCAACCCCUAUACAACCAUCACGCCUCAGGAGAUCAAUGGCAAAUGGGACCAUGUACGGCAGCUGGUGCCCCGGAGGGACCAGGCUCUAACAGAGGAGCAUGCCCGCCAGCAGCACAAUGAGAGGUUACGCAAGCAGUUUGGGGCACAAGCCAAUGUCAUUGGGCCCUGGAUCCAGACCAAGAUGGAGGAGAUUGGGAGGAUCUCCAUUGAGAUGCACGGCACCCUGGAGGACCAACUGAGCCACCUGCGGCAGUAUGAAAAGAGCAUCGUCAACUAUAAGCCGAAGAUUGACCAGCUGGAGUGUGACCACCAGCUCAUCCAGGAGGCGCUCAUCUUUGACAAUAAGCACACGAACUACACCAUGGAGCACAUCCGUGUGGGCUGGGAGCAGCUGCUCACCACCAUUGCCAGGACCAUCAAUGAAGUGGAGAACCAGAUCUUGACCCGGGAUGCCAAAGGCAUCAGCCAGGAGCAGAUGAACGAGUUCCGGGCCUCCUUCAACCACUUUGACCGGGAUCACUCCGGCACGCUGGGUCCCGAAGAGUUCAAAGCCUGCCUCAUCAGCUUGGGUUAUGAUAUUGGCAACGACCCCCAGAAGAAGACGGGCAUGAUGGACACAGAUGAUUUCCGCGCCUGCCUUAUCUCCAUGGGUUACAACAUGGGAGAGGCAGAAUUCGCCCGCAUCAUGAGCAUCGUAGACCCCAACCGCCUAGGGGUAGUGACGUUCCAGGCCUUCAUCGACUUCAUGUCCCGAGAGACAGCCGACACGGAUACGGCAGAUCAGGUCAUGGCAUCCUUCAAGAUCCUCGCUGGAGAUAAGAAUUACAUCACGGUGGAUGAGCUGCGGCGGGAGCUGCCCCCUGACCAGGCCGAGUACUGCAUCGCGAGAAUGGCCCCCUACAUGGGCCCCGACUCCGUGCCCGGUGCUCUAGACUACAUGUCCUUCUCCACGGCGCUGUACGGCGAGAGUGACCUCUAACCCGUCCCUGCCUCCCCCACCCUGGCCCUUGCGCGUGCGCUCUGCCCUGCUCCUCCUCCUCCGCCCAGUCCUCCGCCUGUCCGGGUUUGGUUUCAGCUCAGCCACCAAGGGGACUAGCUGCGACCCAGGCGGCACCGACCCUCUCUGCCCGCAAAGUGACAGUUUACAAAAUUAUUUUCUGCAAAAAAGGAAAAAAAAAAAAGUUACGUUUAAAAAAAGUUUAAAAAAAAAAACAACCAAAAAACUACAUAUUUUAUUAUAGAAAAAAGUAUUUUUUUCUCCACCAGUCUUAAAUGGAAAAGAGGAAAAAUUAACUAUUUGCACCGAAAUGUUUUUGUUGUGACAUAGGAAAAUAACCAAGCACAAAGUUUUAUUCCAUUCUUUUUACUGAUUUUUUUCCCUUCUACCUGUUCCGUCUGCUGUAUUCAUUUCUCCAAUCUCAUGUCCACUUGGGGGUGGGGUAGGUGGGUAACUCUUGUCAAAGGCACAUUGGUGCAUGUGUGUUUGCUAGCUCACUCGUCCAUGAGAAUAUUUUAUGAUAUUAAAGAAAAUCUUUUGAAAUGGC